Molecule: messenger RNA, 1736 nt
Organism: Cyprinus carpio (common carp)
Lineage: Eukaryota; Metazoa; Chordata; Actinopteri; Cypriniformes; Cyprinidae
Source: RefSeq, a predicted model, not a curated record
UUUAUAGAGAACCACAGAAAGCGCAAGUCCUCCUCUUCCAGUGAUACUUCUGUGAAAAAUGCAAAAAUCACAGCCUUCUCUGCCCCAGGGCGGGUAACACAAGCAACCCUUGACAAGAUGGUGCUAAAUUUUGUAUGUGAGGCCAACCAACCAUUUCCUGUGGUUGAGACGCCAUCCUUCAAGACUUUGAUAGAAACCUUGCAACCUCAUACAGUAAUGACAAGGAAAACGUUAUGCACAAGAAUACAAGAAGCUGCAAAACACAAGAAGAGCAUACUCAUUAAAAACUGAGUGCUGUGAACUAUGUUGCUACCACAACAGACUGCUGAUCUGCCAGACAACGUAGCUACUUAGGUGUCACCUGUCACUGGAUAGACAACACCUCACUGGAGAGAAACUCCGCUGCAUUAGCUUGUAUAAGGCUCAAAGGCUCGCACACGUUUGAUGUCCUUGCUGCUGCAUUAGAGGAAAUACAUUCUGAGUACCACAUCAGGGAAAAAGUGACCAGGAUGACAACAGACAGCGGCUCAAAUUUCCUGAAGGCCUUUCGAUUAUAUGGUGAGGAGAUAGAGGAGGAAGCCACCAAUGAACAAGAGGAAAGUGACUCCACCCUUGAUGAUGCAACAGAAGAUCAGAGUGAGUCAGAGGUGGAGUAUUAAGAUGUGUCUGCUAUUCUGGAUGACAACACAGGCCUUGAAUACCAACUUCCAAGGCACCAAAAGUGUGCAUGCCAUCUCCUCAAUCCUAUAUCCACAGUUGAUGCCACUGCUGCAGGAGGAGCUGCAAACAAAACCUAAAAGAGGCUGUCUCGGUCUGCUUUUGCAAAAUGUCAUGCUCUGGAAUAAAACCAGCAGGUCAACCAUGGCUCAUGAAAGAGUGGAACGUGAAUGCAAGCUGCAGUUUCUCCGACCCAAUCAGACACGCUGGAGCUCCCUGUUCCUCACUGUAGAAAGGAUUGUGCGCAUUCACCGAGAGCAAGGAGAACAAGCAAUUCGCAAUGUCUGCACAGCAUUAAAGAUAAAGAUGUUCAAUCCAGCUGAAAUGGGGUUUUUGGUCGAGUAUGCUGCUGUGAUGAAGCCUGUUGCCAUGGCCCUUAAUAUCCUCCAAGGGGAAUCAUCUGUGCAUAUGGGCCUCCUGCUGCCAACACUUUACCAGUUGCGGGACAAGCUGAAGAGGUUGAAGUCAUCUUGUAAAAUGUGUACAUCUCUUGUUCACACCCUGCAGCAAGGGAUCCAGAAACGUUUUGGAGACGUCAUGAAAGAGCCUGAGCUGAUUGCAGCAGCAAUACUCCUACCAAGAUUCAGAACAUCCUGGACCACAGAGGAGAACAUCUUAAAUGCUGGCCUUGACUACAUCAGAAAUCACCUCGACACCGACUUGGAUGAUAUCACCAGCACAAACAGCAGCCUCUCUGAUGAAGAUGACUUCUUUGCAUCCAUGGAGUUGGGAAAAUCACAAGUAGGAGAGCUGGAGAGGUACCUUUCAUGUCUGUCCCCUGCAGGUAUGGAUCUCCUCCACUCCUUUCCUCACAUCAAGAAGCUGUCACUCAAAGUCAACACAGGUCUUCCUGCAUCUGCAGCCUGUGAGAGACCUUGAGAGCCAACUACUGUUGAAGCUUAAUAGUGACAUCACUGAGUAAUUCUUUUGUGAAGUUGUUUGUUUCUGCAUGUUUUGUCACACACACACACACACACACACACACACACACACUCUCUCACACACACACACACACACAC